Messenger RNA from Lolium rigidum, 1172 nucleotides. RefSeq names its product serine/arginine-rich splicing factor SR45a-like. Gene Ontology annotation, biological process: positive regulation of mRNA splicing, via spliceosome. Gene Ontology annotation, molecular function: RNA binding. The coding region runs from base 1 to 981 and encodes 326 amino acids. Gene Ontology annotation, cellular component: spliceosomal complex. NCBI's taxonomy places the organism in Eukaryota, Viridiplantae, Streptophyta, Magnoliopsida, Poales, Poaceae. The record is from RefSeq and is a predicted model, not a curated record. The transcript is spliced from 7 exons.
AUGUCGUACUCAAGAGGAUCAAGAGUAACUGAAACCUGCUCAUAUUCUCCAUCAUCUUGCAGGCAAAGUAGCUAUUCGAGGUAUAGGAGUCGUUCUAGGAGUGUGGAUUCAAGUGACAUUGAAAACCCUGGGAACAAUCUAUAUGUGACUGGUCUGUCAUCUCGUACAACAGAUCGAGAUUUGGAGAAGCACUUCUCUGCUGAGGGAGAGGUGAUCGAUGCAAGUAUAGUACUUGACCCAUGGACAAGGGAAUCACGGGGCUUUGGAUUUGUUACCAUGGCCACUCUCAAGGAGGCAGAACGUUGCAUCAAAUAUCUGGACAGUUCUGUGCUGGAAGGUCGUGUCAUUACUGUUGAGAAGGCAAAGAGAAGACGAGGUCGAAACCCAACAGCUGGAAGGUAUCUUGGCUCCAAAUCGUCACGUGGGCGGAGGUAUUACCCAAGUAUAUCCCCUGUUAGGAGAGACCGUUACAGCUCACGGUACUCGCCUGAGUGGGAGCGAGAGCGGGAGCGGAGAUCAUGCAGUCCCUCCGACAGGUCCAACUCUCCAUACGAAAGGCGCAGAUCAUACUCCCCAUAUGGAAGGCGCAGAUCAUACUCUCCCUAUGACAGGCGUCGGUCAUACUACUCACCUCGCCAUGGUCAUCGCUACCGUUCGAGAUCUCCCUACCGUUACGGAAGGCGGAGGUCACAUUCCUAUGGCCGUUCUGUUUCACCAUACUACAGCAGGCGCUCGUCUCCUAGGGACAGAAGACGCGGCUCUUCUCCAAGUGUGUCGCCGUGCACGAGCUACUCGCGCAGCUGCUCUCCAGUAUCAGAAGAAUCGAGGAGCUGUUCUCCGAGGACAGGAUAUGACGAAGAAGUCAAGCAAUCGCGCAGCAGGUCAUCAGGCAAGAGACAUUCAAGGGAAAGCUAUGCUCACAGCCGCAGCUCCUACUCGAGGUCUGUUUCUAGGGAGCGCUCCAGCUCAUCUAGGGCCUGAUGGUUUAGGUAGCAACGCCACCGUAUUUUGUCGCAACCCUGGAUUUAUAAUGCUUUGUAGUAAUCUCUGUUGCGCUCAUGUAGGACGUGCAGAACUAUAUUUUGUCUUUAUUCAGAACAUACAAAACAUAGGAGUAUGUAUGUUGAUGUUAUGUUGUACUGGAUAUUGAUAUUUUGCUAAUUUCGUGCCCA